AAGUGAAAUUAUGAUCGGAGUAAAAAAUCAUUAUACUAUUAGAUGUGUCAUUUUCGUAAAUAAGCGUCGAUGUCAUAAUAAUCUUCUCUGCAUCUCCUUCUUCUUCCUCCUCUCGCAUCCACCUCUCCUCUUUUCUGCUGCUGCUAUUCUCGGUUAAAGUUGAUGAUUUAUAAAUGGCGAUAUCUUCACUGAGUGCUACUUCUGGACUUUCUGCAGUGUUAUUAUUAUCCCCAGUGAGAUUUGACUUGCCAAGGAGGGGUCCAUUAAAGCAUCAUAACCACGGCGUAGCAGGGCUUGGUAAGGCAUCAUUUGGUUUGCAUCGUGAACAACAGUUAGUGAGGCUUGGCAAGCUGUCAUUAUGUUUGAGUCACAUUCAAAGGUCAACUCCCACAACCAGAGUGCGUUCUGCUUCCGUGGUCUGUUCAGCUGCUUUGAAUGCCAGAUGCGGAGCUGAAGGACAGACUCAAACUGUAGAGAAGCCAACUUCUGUAAUUUCAAAUGCACCAGGUAAAGAGAAAUCACCACUACUUGAUGAUGGAGGAACCGGAUUCCCCCCACGUGAUGAUGACGGUGGUGGUGGCGGCGGAGGUGGUGGAGGUGGUAAUUAUAGCGGUGGGUUCUUCUUUUUUGGGUUUCUAGCAUUCCUUGGAUUCUUGAAAGACAAAGAAAAUGAAGGACCCUAUCAAGAUUCUAGACGAAGAUAAACAGUUGAGCUCGACUGUCUUUCUAUAGUUUUCAUAUCAUAUCGUCGCCUAUUAUGUUCUGGUUUAAUCACAUAACGUGUUUUUAAUCUUUGCUUCAUGGGGUGAUGCCCAUAUGAUGAACCGAUUUUGCAGCAAAAAUUAGUUACUAAGUAUAAAGUUUUUUCGUUAAUGCAUCGUAGUAUCAAUGUACCAUACUUCGUAGUUCACAAUCGUUCAUCUUUUCAUUACUCGUGUAUCAUGUUUAAUACCAAUACGAAUAUCAGCCACACAACAAUAGCCUUAUAUAAAAGUUUGUAUAUUUGUUAUUA
This is a messenger RNA of Spinacia oleracea (spinach), 1012 nucleotides long. Its product is annotated as protein YELLOW LEAF 1, choloroplastic. NCBI's taxonomy places the organism in Eukaryota, Viridiplantae, Streptophyta, Magnoliopsida, Caryophyllales, Amaranthaceae. Bases 174 to 704 code for a protein of 176 amino acids. Gene Ontology annotation, biological process: chloroplast organization; thylakoid membrane organization. The record is from RefSeq and is a predicted model, not a curated record. Gene Ontology annotation, cellular component: chloroplast. The transcript has 5 exons.